CCCUUCACUUUUGGAAAGCAAAACAAGAACAAAGAAAGGUACGAGGGGUGCCAAGAUCAGCAUAGCGGUUAAGUUUGGUGGAGAUGAGUGUAGAGAAGGAAUCCUCCACUUCGCAUCGUCGUUUAUCCUGCUCCAAAUGCUUCGACGCUCUUUGGUUCUGCUAUUCUCCGGUUCAUCAAAUGCAGCAAUAUUAUAGGCUGGGAGUGCUUGACAAUUGUUCUGGAAAAUGGAAUGCUCUUUGGGAUUGUUUGUCUUUGAAAACCAAGCCCUCUUCUCAACUCCAGGAAAUUCUGGAAACUCGUGAGAGAGCCGAGUCUCACAUCUGGACUUUUCGGACACCUGAAGAAGCACGGUCUCACUGGAAGCAGCAAUUUGGACAUUUAGAUGAUAUGGAUUGACAAAUGUGGAAUGUUUUACAGCUUUCUUUUGAAUGCUGUUAGCAGUAUCAUAUCUCCAAUUUUGUAUAACAGAUCUGAAAUAAACUGAAACAAAGCUUGCCCUUCGCAGCUGAGUUGUUCUUUUCUUUUCCCCUUAAGCUUCUAUUGUCACCGGAGUUAAGAAUAUAUGACUUUUUUUGGCAA
Theobroma umbraticum is the source of this 581-nucleotide messenger RNA. RefSeq lists its product as uncharacterized. NCBI's taxonomy places the organism in Eukaryota, Viridiplantae, Streptophyta, Magnoliopsida, Malvales, Malvaceae. The record is from RefSeq and is a predicted model, not a curated record.